Molecule: messenger RNA, 1008 nt
Organism: Striga asiatica
Lineage: Eukaryota; Viridiplantae; Streptophyta; Magnoliopsida; Lamiales; Orobanchaceae
Source: the annotation of a GenBank genome assembly
AUGCCCGGCCCGAGCCCGACCCAGAAGCGCCCCGCCCUCCCCUGGAAAACCCGCUGCUCCAUCUUCCUGCUCAACGCCAUCACCGACUUCUCCAGCCGCCCCAACGGCACCGUCAACCGCAGCGCAUUCCGGCUGAUCGACUCCGCCGGCUUCAAGGUCCCCCCCAAUCCCAAGCCCCGCCGCGGCGUCACCACCUCCGACGUUUCCGUGGACCCCUCCCGCAACCUCUGGUUCCGCCUCUUCACCCCCGCCGGCCCGCCCGAAAAAUCCGGAUCCGGAUCCGGCCAGAACCGGCUACCCGUCGUCGUCUUCUUCCACGGCGGCGGAUUCGUCUACCUGGCCCCCGAUUUCAAGGGCUAUGACCACGUCUGCCGCCGAUUCGCGCGGGAGGUCCCCGCCGUAGUUGUCUCCGUCAACUACCGCCUGGCGCCGGAGCACCGGUUCCCGGCCCAGUACGAUGACGGCUUCGACGUCCUGAGGUUCCUAGACGACCGGGCUGAUGUCCUGCCGCCGAUCGCUGAGGUGUCGCGUUGCUUCCUGGCGGGAGAUAGUGCCGGUGGGAACCUAGCCCACCAUGUAUUGGGAGUUGUAGCCAUACAACCUUUUUUAGGAGGAGAAGCACGUACCAAGUCGGAGAUGGAGUUGGAUGGGAUUGAUCCUAUUGUGUCGAUGAGCAGAACUGAUUGGGUGUGGAAUGCGUUUAUGGCGCCAGGGCCAGGAAUCGACCGUGAUCAUGAGGCAAUCAACAUUAGCGGCCCUAAGGCUGUCGACAUGUCCAAGCUCAACUUCCCUGCAACAAUGGUUGUUGUGGCGGGGUUCGACUCCCUCAAGGACCGGCAGACCAACUACUAUGAGUGGCUGAGAAAGUCGGGCAAGGAGGCCUACCUUGUCGAGUACCCCAACAUGAUUCAUGCUUUCUACGUUUUUCCGGAGAUUCCCGAGACAACCCACCUCAUUUCCUCUACCAAACACUUUAUCGACGACCAGUGUUCCAAGCUCGUCAACUAG